Messenger RNA from Aethalodelphis obliquidens (Pacific white-sided dolphin), 5054 nucleotides. RefSeq names its product ecto-NOX disulfide-thiol exchanger 1 (gene ENOX1). Bases 2123 to 4213 code for a protein of 696 amino acids. The record is from RefSeq and is a predicted model, not a curated record. Gene Ontology annotation, biological process: ultradian rhythm. Gene Ontology annotation, cellular component: plasma membrane; external side of plasma membrane. The transcript has 22 exons. Gene Ontology annotation, molecular function: NADH dehydrogenase activity; protein disulfide isomerase activity; RNA binding. Lineage: Eukaryota; Metazoa; Chordata; Mammalia; Artiodactyla; Delphinidae.
CCCACCUCUGCCCGAGGAUUCUUGCCAGGAAGGGUAUUUCAAGUAUCAACCAGACCUUAUGACCCUUUAAGAAAUUCUUGAGGGAAUAAAAGUGCAUUCAGAAUUUAAAACAAGCAUGGACAAGAAUACCGCUAGGACAAUAAGUCUUUUAGGAGAAAGGGCACGUAAAUGUGCCUGAAAAUUUUAUUUCUAUGGUAUACACCGUAGCUUGGCUGAAUGAGAGAGUAGAGGUUUAAAGGGCCAAGAGCGGCGCCAGGCUGGCCGGUUCUUGGAGAAGCCGGACUUCAAAGAAGUCGGAUGCCUGCACAGUUAGCUGAAUCCGAACAAAGAGGAAGCCGGCACUUUUACCUGGGAAGUGGAUAACUUCGAGGAAAAGUGGCCUCCGAGGAGGAAAAAAGGCAACAUUCCGCCCGGAGUGGAAGCCCUCACAACCCUCGACUGUGCCUGCUGACCGCACCCUUGACCGGCCUCACCCUCGCUCCCCCGCCCGGCUUCCUCUACCCAGUCUAGGCGGCAGGCCGCGCUCCGCCGGGUUCCACCGCCCACUCCACGCCCGCAGCUCUUGCACGCGCCGGCUCCAGCCGGUAAUCGGCCACGUGCGCCGGGUUCCCCGCUCGGCCCCUCAGCGGGCCGAGCGCCUCCAAGGCUGCGGUGGCCACGGUGGGGGCUCGAUCCCCGUCCCCACGCGCCCAGCCGAGAAGUCCGGACAGCGGCGGUGGCGGGAGCGAGCGGCCCGGCCCCUCCCUAGAGGGAGCAGCGCGACAGUGGGCUGCGGGCGCCGCCUCUGCUGCAUCGGUGGCUGCGCGUUCCGCUCGGCCCAGCCCAGCUCGGAUUUGGAGCCCGCGCGCGCCGCGCUGCCUUCCCCUCCUCCUCUGACACCGCCCCGCGGGCAGCUCCCCCGGGCCACACGCACGUUCGAUCCUCUUUUCCCUGGUUUACGGAUUUCCGAGGGCGAAGAAUUUCGCCUCGGUCCCUGCGAGUGUCUCUCGGCCUGUCUCCCUCUCCCCUCGCGACUCCCCCUUCUCGUGGGCGCGCGCGCGCACGCUCGCUCACACACACACACUCACACUCGCCGGCGCGCGUGCGCACGGCCGCGCGCCCUGAGCCGCGGAGUCUCCAGCGCGUCUCAGCAGAUCCCACUCUCUCCGGCGCCGCUACUCACACAGGCUUCCAGCCGCCACUGGGCGUCCUCUGUCUGCGGUAGCGCGGCCGAGGCGGCGGUGGGAAAGGUAGCUGCAGCCCGGCGCGGUCUCAGAGCUCCGUGCCCUGGACCGAGUCCGGGGAGAAGCGGAGAAGGAGGACGCCGAGGCGAGGAGGAGCCGCGCCGCGCCCGAGUCCGCGCGGCUGGCUGCCUUCGCUACCGGUACCGCAGCCCCAGGUCUGCCAUUGGCUGUGUAAGGCUGUAUAAGAAUCAACCAUGCAAAUCCGCUGUUUUUAAGGGUUAGCUGAGUAGGGGCAGGAGCAAGGGACAUCAGACUGGACUUGGUGAUGUUGUCCUUUGCAGCCAGCAUGAUGCCAUCUUUAUAACCCGUGGAGGAGAGAGCGCUCACCAUGUUCAGUUUCCAGAGGAAGAUACGGAGUACAUUCUCCGCUGGAAAGGUAGAGCUCUGCUGUAACGUUCUCCGUGUUUAAAGAAGUUACAUAUACUGCUACAGGAUUCCCCGAAAGAGGCUGGACUGAGAGAAAGCCACGUGGGAAGAAAUCUGCCCAUGGGACCAGACUGAGCGACAGCCUGGAUGUCCAAGGGAACAGAGGCUCCAGCUGUGCAACCAGCCCCAGAGAGGCAGUGUGUCUCUGAGUCACCUGAGCUCCGUGCUGCUGCCUGCCUGCUGUCCACCCACCUCUCUUCACCUCUGACGAUCUUCCUAGUGUCUGCAGGCUCUCCUGGGACGACUAUCUCAAAGGGAAGUGCCUCUCAGAAGCAUCUGGCAUGUCAGAGCUACAGUGUCUUCCAUGGGACUUCCUUUGUGAACAGCUUCCAUUUAAAAGAGUUGUGUGAAUACCUUGUUUCAGUCAAGUUCCCAAAGAACACAUUUGUCUUCUGAUCUGCUGGAGGGCUUAAGGAAGCUACUAGAGAAUGAGCUCCACAAAAAUGAGGAUGUAAACCAAGAAAGAGGAAACCAUGGGAUCCAGGAAGCGGGGGACCCAACACAGGCGAGAGGCACAGGGAUUUCGCAAGAUGGUGUUAAAAAGAAGCCCCAGGACAACAGAAUCCGAUGAUCUCCGUGGGGACCCUGCACUCAGCCAUCAAAGCACUCCCGCCCCUCAGGAUGCUCGUAAUUCAAUAGUAGAUGCAGGCGGCGUUGAAAGCAUCACACAGUGUCCCCAGCAGCUUCCUCAGAUGAUGGCUGCAGCAGCCGAUGGUUUGGGGAGUCUCGCAAUCGACACGACCCAGCUGAACAUGUCAGUGACGGACCCCACCGCCUGGGCCACCGCUAUGAAUAACUUGGGCAUGGUUCCCGUGGGGUUGCCUGGACAGCAGCUCGUGUCAGACCCAAUCUGUGUCCCAGGCUUUGAUCCAGGCCUCAACAUGAUGACUGGGAUCACCCCUAUUAACCCAAUGAUACCAGGCCUGGGGCUGGUCCCACCCCCGCCAACAGAAGUGGCUGUCGUCAAAGAAAUAAUCCACUGCAAAAGCUGUACUCUUUUUCCCCAAAACCCAAAUCUUCCACCUCCCUCCACAAGAGAACGACCUCCUGGGUGUAAGACCGUGUUUGUCGGGGGAUUACCAGAAAACGCCACUGAGGAAAUCAUCCAAGAAGUCUUCGAGCAGUGCGGUGACAUCACAGCGAUUCGGAAAAGCAAGAAGAAUUUUUGUCACAUUCGCUUUGCCGAGGAGUUCAUGGUUGAUAAAGCCAUUUACCUUUCCGGUUACCGGAUGCGCUUAGGGUCUAGCACGGACAAAAAGGACUCUGGCCGGCUACACGUGGACUUCGCCCAGGCCCGGGACGACUUCUACGAGUGGGAGUGCAAGCAGAGGAUGCGCGCCCGCGAGGAGCGGCACCGGCGCAAGCUGGAGGAGGACCGGCUGCGGCCGCCCUCGCCGCCGCCCAUCAUGCACUACUCAGAGCACGAGGCCGCGCUCUUGGCCGAGAAGCUGAAAGACGAUAGCAAGUUUUCAGAGGCCAUCACAGUGCUGCUGUCCUGGAUUGAGCGAGGGGAAGUAAACCGGCGGUCCGCAAACCAGUUCUAUUCCAUGGUGCAGUCGGCCAACAGCCAUGUCCGCCGGCUGAUGAACGAGAAAGCCACCCAUGAGCAGGAGAUGGAGGAGGCCAAGGAGAAUUUCAAAAAUGCCUUAACCGGGAUCCUCACUCAAUUUGAGCAGAUUGUGGCCGUUUUCAACGCUUCUACCAGACAAAAAGCUUGGGACCAUUUCUCGAAAGCUCAGCGCAAGAACAUAGACAUUUGGCGAAAGCAUUCUGAGGAGCUCCGGAACGCUCAGAGUGAGCAGCUUAUGGGCAUCCGCCGCGAAGAAGAGAUGGAGAUGUCGGAUGAUGAGAACUGUGACAGCCCUACUAAAAAAAUGAGAGUUGAUGAAUCAGCCCUGGCUGCCCAGGCCUACGCGCUUAAAGAAGAGAACGACAGCCUCCGGUGGCAGCUGGACGCCUACAGGAACGAAGUGGAGCUGCUGAAGCAGGAGAAAGAGCAGCUGUUUCGAACGGAAGAAAACCUGACCAAGGACCAGCAGGUGCAGUUCCUGCAGCAGACCAUGCAAGGCAUGCAACAGCAAUUGCUGACCAUCCAGGAGGAGUUAAACAACAAAAAGUCAGAAUUGGAACAAGCAAAGGAAGAGCAGUCACACACACAGGCAUUACUCAAAGUCCUCCAGGAACAAUUGAAGGGUACCAAGGAGUUGGUCGAGACCAAUGGCCACAGCCAUGAGGACACAAAUGAAAUUAAUGUGUUGACAGUCGCAUUGGUCAACCAAGACCGAGAGAACAAUAUUGAGAAAAGAAGCCAAGGCUUAAAAUCAGAGAAAGAAGCUCUGCUGAUCGGCAUCAUAUCAACGUUUCUUCACGUCCACCCUUUUGGAGCCAAUAUAGAAUAUCUCUGGUCAUACAUGCAGCAGCUGGACUCCAAGAUAUCUGCAAACGAAAUCGAAAUGCUUUUGAUGAGGUUGCCACGCAUGUUUAAACAGGAAUUCACAGGCGUGGGAGCAACGCUGGAAAAAAGGUGGAAGUUGUGUGCCUUUGAAGGAAUUAAAACUACCUAACUGUGAAGAGCAGCAGAGUCUCUGGGUAUGAAACUGCCUGAACCCAGCCAGGGCUGCGCAGUGUGAGCCCAGGAGGUUCGGGGCUGGUCCAGCGCAGGACCUUUAUGGGGCCAUCAGAGCCGGACUUCAGUUACAUCUGUGGCGUUCUCUCGUGAGUGGAAAUGUAAUUGUGUACCAGUUCCCUAAAACAAACAAAGCUUCAUACUGUGACAGAUCUGUUUGCUAUGAAAACCAACGAUUCCACGGUCAUGAUGGCAAAACCUUAAAAUAUGCUACGUUUGAGAAUAGCUCACCAAGUAAAAUAUUUAAAGUUAAUGAUGGUGUGGCAAUGGUUGUUGCUAGGCUACAGAGUUGUUGUAUAUGUAAUCUAUAGCUGAAAUCAUUCAAUGACAUUUUCCUGAAAGUCUUUCUGUUUUAGUAAAAAAAAAAAAAAAAAAAAGAGAGAGAGAAAAAAAGUAAUUUUACAGUGAGGAAAAUAAAUCAUACCAAAAGAAAACUUGAAUAUGUGUCUGAACAGUUACUGUAUUUUGUAAAUUAAGUUAUAUGCUGUUAUAGGGACUUCUGCCUUAUUGAAGAGGCAGAAGAUGUGAUUGUACUCCUUGAGAAUGCUUUACCAAGAAUAUUAUUUUUCUAAUGUAACAGUUCUCCAUCAUAAGUUCUUUUAACAUGGACGGCAUAACAAUUUUCAUAAAAUGUAAAUAAAAGAAAAACUAGUGCUACUGUCUUGUACUUGGUAUAAAAUUCAGGUUUCUGCAUCAAAAUAAACAUUUAGUAAAUAUUCCUGUUACAAAUUUUAUAGCAAAGAUAUUAAUUUUUUUCAAUAAAUAUGACUUCUACCAUA